AAAGGAAGGCGAGCUCAACAUCGUCUUCGGAGACAGAAACUACCGAGAGUGACACUUCUACCUCUGAGUCUGAGGCUCAAGAAGACUCGGAGGAUUCGGGAAUUAAACACCCCGGCAAAAAGGGGAAAAAAAUGGACUCAAGAAAAAGAAAGCAGAGGGAAGAGGAGUCGGAUUCUGAUUCAGAAUCUGAAUCUGAACCAAGUGACGAGAGCGAAGAAUCAUUGCCUGCGGAGAAGGAGAAGAAAAAGAAAGAAACAAAAACAACUCCAAAAGAAACACCACAAAAAAAGAAAAAAGUAGUUGUGGAGGAUUCACCUCCUGAAGAAGAUCAAUACUUUGACGGUGAGACAUAUGAAAUAUCGAGUGACGAACUCGAUGAAUGGCUAGGGGAAAACGUUCGUAAAUCUGCUGCAGAGGGGGACAACCAGCCUGACCUGGGAUCGACAGAAGAUCGCUAUGUGUCCUCUGAAACCUUUUGUUCUAUAUGUAUCUAUAUAUGUGUCUAUAUGUAA
Messenger RNA from Arachis stenosperma, 512 nucleotides. RefSeq lists its product as uncharacterized. NCBI's taxonomy places the organism in Eukaryota, Viridiplantae, Streptophyta, Magnoliopsida, Fabales, Fabaceae. The record is from RefSeq and is a predicted model, not a curated record. Bases 132 to 512 code for a protein of 126 amino acids. The transcript is spliced from 7 exons.